Messenger RNA from Dromiciops gliroides (monito del monte), 796 nucleotides. RefSeq names its product inosine triphosphatase (gene ITPA). The coding region runs from base 100 to 735 and encodes 211 amino acids. Gene Ontology annotation, molecular function: nucleoside triphosphate diphosphatase activity. Gene Ontology annotation, cellular component: cytoplasm. The record is from RefSeq and is a predicted model, not a curated record. The transcript is spliced from 8 exons. NCBI's taxonomy places the organism in Eukaryota, Metazoa, Chordata, Mammalia, Microbiotheria, Microbiotheriidae. Gene Ontology annotation, biological process: nucleoside triphosphate catabolic process.
UCCCCCCGCCCCCCCCAUCAUCUCCUGCUUCCUCCCCAUUGGUCCGAAUAUUGCUACUCGCGGAUUGGAGGGAGAGAGCCGGGACGGCUUGAAGAGCAGAUGGCGGCGUCGCUGGCGGGAAAGAAAGUUGUGUUCGUCACUGGAAAUGCCAAGAAACUAGAAGAGGUGGUGCAGAUCCUGGGAGACAAGUUCCCCUGCCACUUGGUCCCACAGAAAAUUGACCUGCCGGAAUACCAAGGGGAACCAGAUGAGAUUUCCAUCCAGAAAUGCCGGGAAGCAGCCAGACAGGUCCAAGGGCCGGUCUUGGUGGAAGACACCUGCCUCUGCUUCAACGCCCUGGGUGGCCUCCCAGGCCCCUACAUAAAGUGGUUUCUGAAGAAGUUAAAGCCUGAAGGUCUCUACCAGCUGCUUGCGGGCUUUGAAGACAAGUCAGCUUAUGCACUCUGUACAUUUGCACUCAGCACUGGCCGGCCAGAAGAUCCUGUACAGCUUUUCAGAGGCCAGACCUUUGGCCAGAUCGUGGAGCCGCGAGGAUGUCGAGACUUUGGUUGGGACCCUUGUUUCCAACCUGAUGGCUACGAUCAGACGUAUGCCGAGCUGCCCAAAGCCGUAAAGAACACCAUUUCUCACCGAUUCCGAGCCCUCCAUGAGCUACAGAACUACUUCUUGCAGCCAGGCUCCCCCAGGGUUGAGGAUGGAGUGCCACAGCGUGGAGAAGGGGAGGGAGCAGCGUGAAGGACCCCAAGGACCAGCACGGAGGGACAAGCACUCAGAUUAAAGUAUUUAAUUGGUCUCA